Fraxinus pennsylvanica is the source of this 1074-nucleotide messenger RNA. The record is from the annotation of a GenBank genome assembly. Lineage: Eukaryota; Viridiplantae; Streptophyta; Magnoliopsida; Lamiales; Oleaceae.
AUGGCAGAGGAAAUCACUGCAUCCGUCGCGGCAACCACGGCCACCAAAACAAAGAAACGAUCUUUAUGGCCCACCGUCCUCCGAUGGAUUCCCACCUCAACCGAUCACAUCAUCGCCGCCGAAAAACGACUUCUCUCUCUAGUCAAGACGCCUUACAAGACAGAGCAGGUUAAUAUUGGGUCGGGUCCUCCGGGUUCGAAAGUUAGGUGGUUCCGAUCGGCGAGUAAUGAGCCAAGGUUUAUUAAUACGAUCAGUUUUGAUAGUAAAGAAGGGUCUCCCACGCUUGUUAUGAUCCACGGAUAUGGGGCUUCUCAAGGCUUCUUUUUCCGGAAUUUCGACGCCCUUGCCAAGCAUUUUAAAGUAAUUGCAAUUGAUCAACUUGGUUGGGGCGGUUCUAGUAGGCCUGAUUUCACAUGUAAAAGUACGGAAGAAACCGAGGCGUGGUUCAUUGAUUCCUUCGAGGAAUGGCGUAAAGCGAAAAAUCUUAGCAACUUCAUUUUACUGGGGCAUUCUUUUGGAGGAUAUGUUGCUGCUAAAUAUGCGCUGAAGUAUCCUGAGCACGUCCAACACUUGAUUUUAGUGGGAUCUGCUGGAUUUAGUUCAGAAACAGAUCAUAUGUCUCAGUGGCUUACUCGGUUUAGAUCAACAUGGAAAGGAGCCAUUGCAAAUCAUUUAUGGGAGUCUAAUUUUACUCCGCAAAAGAUUAUAAGAGGUUUAGGUCCUUUCGGUCCGGAUCUGGUUCGCAAAUAUACUAGUGCGAGAUUUGGUGCCCGUUCACAAGGAGAUGUAUUAACUGAGGAGGAAUCAAGAUUACUUACAGGCACAGCAUCAGAGUGGAAGGUGCCAACAACAUUCGUUUAUGGUUUCCAAGAUUGGAUGAAAUACCAAGGUGCACAAGAAGCUCGAAAGCUAAUGAAAGUCCCGUGCGAGAUAAUAAGGGUCCCUCGGGGUGGUCACUUUGUAUUCAUAGACAAUCCAGCUGCUUUUCAUUCGGCUGUAUUCUAUGCUUGCCGGAAUUUUAUUUCACCUGACCAGGACAAUAUCUCACUUCCAGAAGGCCUGGAAUCUGUCUGA